GGGCGACGUCGGCGUGGACGACGUCGGCGUCCGCGGCGGCGUAGGCGGCGGGCUCGGUAGCUAACGGUCGUCCGGCCCUUCCCCGCGGCCGCCUCUGGAGGGAGCUGCAGCCUCUCUCGAGGAGGCUCGGCCCCGCCGCCAUAGCUCCCCGCCGGGCUCGCCCCAAGCCUCUCCCCCGCCGGCCGGCCGGGCCCGCCCGCGCCGCCAUGGCCGACGUGGAGGACGGAGAGGAGCCCGGCGCGCCGGCCUCGCACUCGGGCAGCUCGGGCACCAAGGCCGCCGGCGACAAGAUGUUCUCCCUCAAGAAGUGGAACGCGGUGGCCAUGUGGAGCUGGGACGUGGAGUGCGACACGUGCGCCAUCUGCCGGGUCCAGGUGAUGGAUGCCUGUCUUAGAUGUCAAGCUGAAAACAAACAAGAAGAUUGUGUUGUGGUCUGGGGAGAGUGUAACCAUUCCUUCCAUAAUUGCUGCAUGUCCCUGUGGGUGAAACAGAACAAUCGCUGCCCUCUGUGCCAGCAGGACUGGGUAGUCCAGAGAAUAGGCAAAUGAAAGCCCAAGGCAUCAUUGAGUGCCAUGGUCUGAGGCUCUGGGUGUGUCACAUAAGGGGUAAAGCUCUCCAAAGAUGGCGUCUCUUCACUCGUCUUUCCUUGUUAAAAGGAAUGAGUUGGACAUUCGCUGAAGUUAGGGUGCGGCAUUUGGUCCCCUUUCUUUGUAGAACUUCUCUACAAGUAAGAACAGUGUGUUAUAGAUGACAUUCUUUUCUCUUUGUUUGGUGUGAAUUGUAGAUACUGCUUAGAAAUGCCGUGUUAGAGAAAAUAGCUUCAAUAUGAAUGACUUUCCUAAUCUAAUUAAAGUCUAGGAUAAAGGAAAUCUGGAGAGUAAGUUCCAUUCAGACAAGAAGGUUUUGCAUGUUUAUAGUUAAUCAUUAAAAGUUAUUGACAUGAAUGAAAGCAUUCAAAUCUAAUCCGUGUAAGGUAUGAUUUGGUACUAAUAGUAUUUUUUUCCCUGAAAAUAACUAAUUUAUGCAACAUUCAUGUCAGUUAGCUAGGAUUUUGGCUUCCUUUUUAAGCUUUUGUUAAAAACAAGAUACACAUUUUAUGGUUAACUACUAGUGACCAGGGCAACCAAAAAUCAUAUUUCUCUCUUUCUGAGAAACUGAAUCUUGAUUGUCCUUUAAGGCUUUGUCUUUUAUUCAGUAGUGAAAUCUAUGCCCAAAACUCUAUAAAGCUCUAUAAAGUCAUUGAGUUAUGGAUGCAUAAGUAUUUCUAGAUCACACUUUGAUUAUUACUAUGUUAUAUUGCUUUAAUGGUGAUUUAUAUUGAAUACCUACAAGGAUGUUUAAUUCACUUCUCAGACCUUUAAUGAAAAAAUUACGAUCAUAUAACACUAUUUGAUAAAGAUUAAGUCUUCUAUUAAAUUGUUUCAUUACUUGAACUGUGACAUAAUAAAUAUUGAUCUAAUUUC
Messenger RNA from Trichosurus vulpecula (common brushtail), 1463 nucleotides. RefSeq names its product ring finger protein 7 (gene RNF7). The transcript is spliced from 3 exons. Gene Ontology annotation, cellular component: nucleus; Cul5-RING ubiquitin ligase complex. The coding region runs from base 207 to 548 and encodes 113 amino acids. Lineage: Eukaryota; Metazoa; Chordata; Mammalia; Diprotodontia; Phalangeridae. Gene Ontology annotation, molecular function: zinc ion binding; ubiquitin protein ligase activity; cullin family protein binding. The record is from RefSeq and is a predicted model, not a curated record. Gene Ontology annotation, biological process: protein ubiquitination; ubiquitin-dependent protein catabolic process.